AUGUACCCGAUUGAAUUAAAUAUAUUAUAUGUGGUCAGACUGUAAAUGAUUAAUUGUGUUAUCUAUUGUGAAAAUUUAUGAUUAUGGCAUGCCGCAUGUUAUCUAUAUUGAUAACAUACAAUUGCAACUUUGAAAAUUGAAAUCGGACAAUUUUAGCAAUACCCUAAUACUUACUUCUUUUGAAUCUAAAUCCCAAAUGUCUUAUGAAAUUAAUUAAGUACAAUGCCAAAGAAAAAUCGAAAACUCUAUUCUUCUAGGUCUCAGUACCAUAAAAAGAGUAUAGAAGAUUGUGUAACUACAAUAGCCAUCUCUGACUUUUGGACUAAUUUAUCGACAUCAUUGACAGAAAUAUUGGACGGUUCAAAUCUGUCCUUGAUUUUAUGUUAUGGCUUGGGUAAUUUCAUGGAUAGUUUACAAUCUCGAUAUCAAUUAGCAUUACUUUUGGUAAUUAAAAAGGAGUUCAAUGUUGAUAACUGCCUAGUUUACGAUCCUAAAUUUACUGAUGCCGAACAAGUCCAUUUAGCAGAAAUUGGCUGUGAUUUAAUAAGUGAAAACGAAGAAGGCAAGCGACGUUUAUUGCCAGGAACAUUUGUUUACAUGCCUCAUUGUCCCAAACAGCUAUUAAAUAAUUUGCUCUGGGCGAAUUGGAAUAAAGAUGUUUUGAUUAAUUCUGUGGUUUUAUGCAACAGCAUAGACCUCACAGUGACAUCAACACCAGAUAGGAUUUUAGAUAAGUAUGCACAUUAUGUAUUAAAAAUAGCUCCGUUUGCUAAAGAAAAGCAAUUAAGUAAACAUUUUGUUUAUGAAGAUAUAUUUAAUGAUAUGUCGUUACACUAUUUUCCCAAAGAUAAACUAGAGGAAUCAAACAAUAUUUAUUGGGAACGUGGUAGAGAACCAGUGUAUGACGAUGAAGAACUAGAAUUUAUAACAAAAUUUGAAUGUUUAUCUUUUCAAAAUUAACAAUAAUAACCGUAAAUUAAUAAUAGGUAUAAUAACAAUUAGUAUAAACAUAAUGGCUGUGAAAUCAUUUAUAAUUUAUUGUAUAUAUAAAUAAAUUUAUAAAUACUUAUAUAUAUAUAUAUAUAAUUGAAACAUAGAA
This is a messenger RNA of Adelges cooleyi (spruce gall adelgid), 1099 nucleotides long. RefSeq names its product SRR1-like protein. Gene Ontology annotation, biological process: microtubule-based process. The transcript has 2 exons. Lineage: Eukaryota; Metazoa; Arthropoda; Insecta; Hemiptera; Adelgidae. The record is from RefSeq and is a predicted model, not a curated record. Gene Ontology annotation, cellular component: nucleus; cytoplasm. Bases 223 to 960 code for a protein of 245 amino acids.